Molecule: messenger RNA, 1205 nt
Organism: Chara braunii
Lineage: Eukaryota; Viridiplantae; Streptophyta; Charophyceae; Charales; Characeae
Source: the annotation of a GenBank genome assembly
GGGAUACGCACACGAGAACUUCCGUUGAGGUGUCUAACUGGAAUUACGGCCAUUCUGGGAUGAGUCUGACGGCAAUCACGUCCAGAGCUUAGCAGAAAAAGUCCUGGUGCGAGUAUCCCCUUCGAUGCAAGCUGAGAUUUCGUUGUCUAAUACCACAGGCAGUCAUGGCUGCAUAUCAAGCACGAUGCUGUGAGCUGAUCUUCUGCACCGGCUCACUUGCACUCAUCUAUCAGGUCACGGGUAGACAUGGCGCAGGCUGUGACCAAUUCCUCCGCGUGGUUGAUCUAUGUGUAGCGUCGUUCUUGUACGUGGUGGUGUUGAUGCUCUUGUGUUGCUAUCAAGAUGAGUGUAAUGACGGGGAUUCGUUCUGUGACUCCUGUAGAGUGGUGGGUGCUGUCAGUCUUCUUCUCGUGGCCUUGCUUUCCUGUGCAUUCGGAAUCUUCGGUCUCGUGGUUUCGACAGGCGAAUAUGGUGGGCACGUGGUUGUGGGCAAGGGGUACAGGGAGUUCAAGCUGAACGAUUACUCCCACUGGAUGCAAGACAGAGUUAGAAACGAGGUUGUGUGGAGAAGAAUCAAACCCUGCCUGAUGAAUAGGCAGGAGUGCCAGAAAUUGGCGUCGCAGAAGCCUCAACCCAAAACGGGGAUCCUCCACUACAACCGACUUCAGGCCGGUUGUUGUAAACCGCCCGAUUCCUGCGGCUUCGCCCCAAUCAACGUCUCCGCAUCGCUGUACGCGAUCCCGGCCUCUUCCUCUCCCCCUUCUUUCCACGAAGGGGAAUUUGCAUCGUUGUAUGAAAGCCCUGCUUCUUCCACUUCCCCUUCUUUCGACGAAGGGGAUUUCGCAUCGCUUUACGAAAGCCCUGCUUCUGCCUCUUCCCCUUCUUUUCACGAACUUCAAGGGGAUUGCUCGGGGUUCCGCAACUCGGAGGAGAAGUGCUUCAACUGCGAUUCCUGUAAAGCAGCGUUCGUGGACACUCUGAGGUGGAGCUGGCGAAUUAUGUCUAUUAUCAAGUUGGUGAUCGGCGGGCUUGUACUUUGUCCAUUGCUCUUGGGGAUAAUGGGUCCAUUGCUCUUGGGGAUAAUGGGACUGAUAUGGAGUAGUUUAAUUCGGACCUUGAGGAGGACCUGACGGACUCUGCGUGUGCGUUAACCGUCAAUUCUCUAAUACGUCAAGGUCCUCAUUAGAUUAAGAGUAGUUUAAUGG